AUGAGCGCCCUUGUGAGAUUCCUAAUGUUUUUCGCGCUAUGCGCAACGUUGGCCAACAGUCAGGAUACCAGCGAGGCUGCAUCGAAUCCGGCUGCCGACGAUACCACAGAGGCGGGCCGUGGCCUGGCCAGUAGCAGCUAUGAGCCGGAUAAUAAGCUGGCGCUGAAGAAGAACUCGCACAUCUACAUGGGCAUCUACAAGAACUACAAGAGCACCUAUCUGGGCAACAAGACAACCAGUGAAUACAAGAAGCGUUUGCGGGAUCGCAUCAAUGGCGCACCGCAGCCAAGUCAAGUAACUGACUACCAGGAGCUGGAGCAGGAUGAGCCGCAGCAGCAGCAACAGGCUGUGGAUGAUGUGCUGGUGCAGGAGCUGCGCAGUGAAGCAGAUGCCGACGCGCUGCUGGAGGCGCAAACCGAUACGCCCAUCUACGAUGAGAGCGAAACGGCGGCAGGCAAGAAGCGACGCAAGCGUAAACGCAAGAAUCGCAAUAACGAGAAGAAAUUGGGGGAAGGCAGCCAACCGGAACCGGAUGAGCCUAUGCAAAACAAUGUGGAGCUGUACCAUGUGGGACCAGGUCUCAAUGUCAGUCUGGACAUGAGCAAUGAUAUUGUGCGUGUGAAAUUGGAUGGCGAGAAUCUCAGGGAGAUUAUUGGUGCACGCUGGCUUGUCACGGACAACAGCGAGGAGGGUCGUGGCAAGAAGUACGAUAUGAUCACAAAGGUGCUGCCGCUGUUUAUACUACCAUUUCUCAUACAGUCAGCGAUUGUGCCGUUUCUGGUGACCAAGUUGAAGCUGCUGCUGGUCAAGUCCAUUUUGGUGGGUAAGCUGGCCAUAUUCUUGCUCAUACUCUCGGCCAUCAAGAACAGCAACAAAAUGAUGCAAUCCUAUGAGGUGGCACCCUCCUAUUGGGCCAGCGAGCCGAGCCGAAGAUCUGAACUGGCAGCAGCCGCCUCAUCAGCGGCCGCAGCUUACAAUGGCUAUCGGGUGGAGGGGAAACCCACCACCUGGGUGAAUUAGAGAGAGACUUUAGACAGCUAGUUGAACAAAAUAGAGACAAGAACACACUCAAACACACAAACCAAUUGCAAUAAGUUUCAC
Molecule: messenger RNA, 1101 nt
Organism: Drosophila grimshawi
Lineage: Eukaryota; Metazoa; Arthropoda; Insecta; Diptera; Drosophilidae
Gene: Osi22
Exons: 2
Coding region: 1-1020 (339 amino acids)
Source: RefSeq, a predicted model, not a curated record